Molecule: messenger RNA, 327 nt
Organism: Candidozyma pseudohaemuli
Lineage: Eukaryota; Fungi; Ascomycota; Pichiomycetes; Serinales; Metschnikowiaceae
Exons: 1
Coding region: 1-327 (108 amino acids)
Source: RefSeq, a predicted model, not a curated record
AUGUUUAUUAACGCCAGUGCAAAUUCGGGUGAUAUUCGUAUUGCCACCACCCUUUACAUGGGAAGGCUCAUCGGGUUCGUCAGUCAAUUGGCGGUGGAAACGGUCAUCUUUUUUUAUAAGAAGACGUUAGGAGAAUGGAAACCAGCGGAGGAGCAGAGACAAGGAAAUAGUACCAGGAGAGGAACUGGAGGAGACGGAGGAGACGACGAUGAUCACGGUGGAUGGGGACCUAGGAUUGUUGAAGAGGGACCCAGGAUGGCCGAGGAAAAAGCUCCCGAGGCUCCUCCAAGUUACCAUAGUGUUGUGAAUCUUGGACUUGUCGCUUGA